AUGGCAAAUAACAACAGCAAUAACAAUAUACAUGGCUAUGUUGCUUCGGGUUGGGACAGUGUUCGCUCUGUUUUCGAACAAAAUUUAGUUGAAGGACUUGAUAUUGGUGCAAGUUUAUGUGUUUAUCAUCAGGGACAAUGUGUUGUCGAUUUGUAUGGUGGUUGGAAAGAUUUACAAAGAAAUAAAGAACCUUAUACAUCAGAUACAUUGCAAUUGGUUUUCUCAGUAUCCAAAGGUAUUAUGGCUGCAGCUAUAGCAUUAUGUGUAGAAAAAGGUUGGCUUGACUAUGAUAAACCUGUUGCACAAUACUGGCCGGAAUUCGCUACGAAUGGAAAACAGAAUAUAAUAGUAAGUGAUUUACUGUCACAUCGAGCUGGUUUGCCAUAUGUUGAUGAACGAUUAACGCUUGAUGAUGUAUGCAAUUGGUCUCGAAUGACUACUCUAUUGGCAGCUCAAAAGCCACAUUGGGAACCUGGAACAACACAUGGAUAUCAUCCAGUUACGAGUGGUUUUCUUGGUGGUGAACUCGUUCGUCGUGUUGAUCCUCAUCAUCGUUCUUUUGGUCAAUUCGUUCGUGAUGAAAUAGAUAGUGAAGUUUACGUAGGUGUAUCCAAUAAUGAGAUUGAAGCACGUGUUGCUCCCCUUUUUCGAAAGAUCAAUAUGAAUCCAGUUACUCUUCCUCCAAUGAAUUCGUUCACUGAAAAAGCUUUAACAUGCAAUGGUGCUUUUCCCAUUGAACCACAGAAUAGUAGUGAUAGUUUCUUUAAUAAGAUUCAAGUUCAUCAAGCUGAAAUUCCUGCUGCUAAUGGUAUUACAAAUGCUCGUACUUUAGCACGAAUAUAUGCACGUCUCAUUGGUGAUAUCAAUGAAAAUGGUCAGAAAAAGCAACGUCUUAUAAGCGAAAAGACAUUAUCACAAGCUACAACAAGUGUUACACCAACGGAUGAACCUGAUCGAAUUUUAUUUGGCGUAAAAUCAAAUUUUGGAAAGGGUGGUUUUCAAAUGUAUAGUGAUUAUUUCAAAGCAAUGGGCAUUGGUGUAUUUGGUCAUAAAGGUAUGGGUGGUAGUUGUGCAUUUGCUUAUCCUCCACAACAAUUGGCUUUUGCUCAUGUUUGCAAUCACCUUAAUGUCGGUGAGCCUACUCUUGAUCCACGUACUAUUCGUUUACUUAUGGCGAUUGAAAAUAUUCUGAAGCAUGAAAAUGAUUCAUCGAUAUCUCAAUUACAUGCGAAAUCAACAAACUCAAUACAAACAAAUUGA
Molecule: messenger RNA, 1260 nt
Organism: Rotaria sp. Silwood1
Lineage: Eukaryota; Metazoa; Rotifera; Eurotatoria; Philodinida; Philodinidae
Source: the annotation of a GenBank genome assembly